Molecule: messenger RNA, 1164 nt
Organism: Zootermopsis nevadensis
Lineage: Eukaryota; Metazoa; Arthropoda; Insecta; Blattodea; Termopsidae
Gene: thoc6
Product: THO complex subunit 6
Biological process (GO): mRNA export from nucleus
Cellular component (GO): THO complex; transcription export complex
Molecular function (GO): protein binding
Source: RefSeq, a predicted model, not a curated record
ACACACUCACAACAAAACGCUUCCAUUUUGAGAAUUCUAUUAGUAAAUGUUCCUCACACGUAUGGCGCUGUAGUCAUUUUAGUUUUAAACAUGGUGGACAAGUUGUUGUAUAAUACGAUAUUGUCACAAACGUUUUCACCAUGCGGCAGUUAUCUUCUUGUGGGAAAUACUUACGGAGAUAUUGCUGUUUAUGAUCUACAGAAAAUAUUAAGCCCUGGAGAUGGCCUGACUCCAUCCUGUAGGAAAGCUGAAUAUCAUUUCUCUGUAAAACAAGAUGUUCAGAUCUGCAGCCUGGUCACAACUGAGAAAUUUCUUCUUAUUGGAAUGGUUGGAGAAAUUACAGGCUGGGACUGGAAAACCAUAACAUACAGCAAGAACCCAAAACUAGCAUUCAGCAUACAGAUUCCUACUGCAAAAGACGCUCUAGAGAAGCCUGAUGUCAAUUCCAUGUUGUACUGUAAGACAAAUGGUCAUAUAUAUGCAGGUUGUGGUGACAACAAAAUUUACAUCUUUAGUCUGGAGGAUGGAAAGCUGAUAAGAACCAUGGAAGGUCAUGAUGACUAUAUCCACAGUAUACAUAAUAUUGGUUCGCAGCUUGUGUCAGCAAGUGAGGAUGGUUCUGUAAGAUUGUGGGACUUGAAGCAGGAGGCACACACAAACACUGUACAGCCGUACCUGAGUGACAAAUUGGCACGGCCAGAACUGGGAAAGUGGAUCGGUGCUGCAUCCUUAAGUGAAGAUUGGUUGUUGUGUGGUGGAGGACCAAGACUUUCAUUGUGGCAUCUUCGAUCACUAGAUGUUACAACAGCCUUUCAGUUGGAUGAUUCUGGCAUCCAUGUAGCCAUGUUCUAUGAUGAUCGCAUCAUGGCAGGAGGAGCCAGUCCAUACUUCUAUAAUCUCAGUUAUACAGGAGAUACCUAUGCACAAAUUCCAUCUUCUUCUAUAUCAGUUUAUACUGCAGUGUUUCAAGAAACCCCACUCAAGGUAAUGUGUAUGGCUGGUUCCAGUUGUAAGAUAGAUCUAUGUACGAACUUCAGUUACCGUGAUCAGAUUCUUACAUUUGCCUCUUGACAUAAUUCUAUUGGAAGAUAUGCUGUCCCUAUACGUACUUUUGUCAUGAGAAUGUGUUAUUUACCUACUUGAAAUAAAGUACAAUGAAACUCA